This is a messenger RNA of Aspergillus fumigatus Af293, 1131 nucleotides long. RefSeq names its product rRNA-processing protein LAS1. Gene Ontology annotation, molecular function: endonuclease activity. The transcript is spliced from 3 exons. Gene Ontology annotation, biological process: maturation of 5.8S rRNA; maturation of LSU-rRNA. The record is from RefSeq and is a predicted model, not a curated record. Lineage: Eukaryota; Fungi; Ascomycota; Eurotiomycetes; Eurotiales; Aspergillaceae. Bases 1 to 1131 code for a protein of 376 amino acids. Gene Ontology annotation, cellular component: Las1 complex; preribosome, large subunit precursor.
AUGCCUGCGCUACGGUACGUAAUUUGGACAUUACGCUUGAAUAUCAUGAUUAACGGCCCCAAGGUUGCAGUCUGGAAGCUUCGUGGCAACCUCCCUCAUCCGGUUGAGGCUACCGCCUUAUUAACGGACGCGAUUCUUCACGACGAUGCGCAGAAAAAUUCCAUAUUCUCGAUUCGAGCCACCUACUCGGCUGCUUUUUGUCGAUUCGUAACAGGUCUCGUUGACUCGAAACUCCAUGGCCAGAGGAAGACCAUGUUUCAACGAGCGAUUGACCUCGGGCUCCCAGCAUCGUUUGUUGAGCUGCGUCAUGAGGCGACCCAUAGAGAGCUACCGUCUCUUGUGGUAUUGCGCAAUGCGACGCAACGCUCAUUAGAGUGGCUCUGGGACUAUUACUGGGCCAAGACAGACUCUGAUGUUGCGCUUGCAUCAGGAAGGCCUGCCUCUGCGGUCUCUAGCGGUGCCGAAAAUGGCAAUGUAGAAGAAAUCAGGAGCGUCAUCAGAACCGCCCUCGAGCAUCCAGCGAACCAGGGCGACCUCUCAGAGCCACCACGGAAGAAGAGGAAGUCAGAUCAGCAAUCGUCUUUCCUUGCCGAGCAGCUGGGAGCGAUAUCUAAACAUAUCUUUACAAGACUUGGCGAUUCCAUGGAUGAAGCAUUCACCAAGUGGGACAGAUCACUACAGAGUGUAGCGGCAGGUCACCCUGCAUUUUUACCAGCUCUAACCGAGGAAUUGGUCAAUGAACUGGCAUUCACGAGACGACCGAAUACGAAGAAUGAUCCCCAAUGCGAGGCGAUUUAUAUGUGGCUGGACCACAUUUUGAACUCAGCAGAGUGGAGUACAGCUCGGCAAUCCCUUUCUCUCGGAUACAUCCUCAGUGUCUGUGAACAAAAUUCCAAUCACUGGCUAGAUCUGCUCAGAGGCGCUAUUCGCUCGGAGGAUAAUCGCUUGCCCUCUAUUGCUAGAGAUCAGAGCAACGCCCCAUCACGAUCACAGAAGAAAUCUAAAAGUACGACAUAUGACCAGCCCACCGAAGAUAAUCUACAAGGGCUGCAGAAAUUCGGGUGGGAAAGGUUAGACACUUGGGACAACAGACCAAUAGGGAUAAUUCGACUGGAGCAUGGAGCGAAGUGA